CUUACCAUGUUUAGGUUGGCAAUAACCUGACAUGCGCGGACAUCGCCGUGAAAAAUUUAUCAAGAUUCAGGUUAAGAGACUUCAAAAUAAUCGACAUUUCGAGGCCUUAGUAGCACGAGGGAAAAUCGCGGGCGCGUGUGCGACUUUUAAUCUCGCGAGCGGAGCGUCAAACGGAACGUUAAACGCGGGAGAGCACAUGGUUACGCGGUUUAAAAGCGGGUAUUUAAUUAUCGUCACGCGUGAAAUGUCGAAGCAGCGGUCGACGACGAGGAGCGCAAAGGCGCCGAGGGCAGCGAGCACCGACGUUCCAUCUACGGGACCUGUGGUUUUAAAUAAAGACGGAAACGUUGCGAUUAAAAUUCAAGCUAAACCCGGAGCGAAAUGUAACAACGUAACCGGUAUUUCCGACGAAGCAGUGGGCAUCGCAAUUUCCGCCCCGCCAACGGAGGGUGAAGCCAAUGCCGAACUCGUCAAGUACUUAGCUUCGAUUUUUGGAGUAAGAAAAUCAGAUGUAUCCUUGGACCGGGGAUCUCGGAGUCGGCAGAAGGUAGUUGUAGUAUCGGGAAUUACGACCGAUCAGGUUUUGUCGAAAUUGAAAGGAGAAAUGGAUAAUUAAAUGUAUUUUAAAAAUAAAUUUUUCUAUCAUUAAAUA
Molecule: messenger RNA, 652 nt
Organism: Monomorium pharaonis (pharaoh ant)
Lineage: Eukaryota; Metazoa; Arthropoda; Insecta; Hymenoptera; Formicidae
Product: UPF0235 protein C15orf40 homolog
Exons: 4
Coding region: 32-616 (194 amino acids)
Cellular component (GO): cytoplasm
Source: RefSeq, a predicted model, not a curated record